Messenger RNA from Phytophthora infestans T30-4, 1632 nucleotides. RefSeq lists its product as uncharacterized. Gene Ontology annotation, molecular function: ubiquitin protein ligase activity; protein binding. The transcript is spliced from 2 exons. Gene Ontology annotation, biological process: regulation of Toll signaling pathway; protein polyubiquitination. Lineage: Eukaryota; Oomycota; Peronosporomycetes; Peronosporales; Peronosporaceae. The record is from RefSeq and is a predicted model, not a curated record. Bases 4 to 1632 code for a protein of 542 amino acids.
GCGAUGGAGUACGGACGUCUCGUAGUGCUUGGCUACAGCAGCUACCGCGUGGACAUGGUGCGACGCUCUCGCAGUGGCAGUGUGGAGGUGGCCCCGCCGUCCUUCGGUCUCUCUGACGCCACCGACGAGGCGUCCAUGAGUCGCAAGCGCUCGCUUGGCCAGCUGUGGAAGCCUCUGGGUGACCAGAACGCGCAUUACGUACUGGAGAAGCGUUCUCGAGCCAACGGCGUUCGCUUUCAUCGUUUCCACCACGUUAUUCCAAUUGAGGAGUUUCAAGACAAUAAACACAAAACUAAAGACGUCAAAGGCGUCACCACGCGCAUCAUGCAACGCAUCGAGACAGCGCGUAGUCGUCCAAGCGACAACCAAUCAGAAGACGAAUUGGGUAUCGCACCGUACCAAAUGUGCGUCCCUAUGAAUGACAAAGACCCAUUUGCCAGUGUCACGGAGUUCCAUUCCGACCCAAAUUUCGAUUUGUUCCAAAUCGGUCGAAUGCCAUGUCGUCAAAAUGAUUUUGUGAUCCCCGGACCGCGAGUCGGCGCAUCUGGGACUAUUUCUCGCUAUGCGGCGAGGAUUUUGUGCUCUCGAGAGCCUCCUUUUGAGUGUCGCAUCUUUGCUGGCGGCUUUGAUGCUACUCGACGUAUGAGUACAGCUGGACAUGCACUAAAACACUGUGUGCGGUGUGGCGCGUGGUCCAAACGACUGGGUACAGAUCACACAUGUGUCAUGAAGACACUGAUGGAACAGGCCAGAGAUGCGGAAAGAGGAUUCAUCCGCCACAACGUGAAAAGUAGCAACAGUGUGAAGCACUAUAUUGACGAAACCAGUGAGGAUGGGCCACUGGAACAUUUCGAAGUGGAUCUACAAGAUGCAAAUGAGUUGCCACUCGAUGGAUUAACGAAAAACGGUGUCCGGUUGUGGCUGCCAGAACAUAAACAGUGGUUUGAGGUCUCGGUGAAUGGCAGAUUGUACGCGAUCGAACGUCAUCAUGCUAGCGCGUUGCGGUCACGUAGUGGUGCGUUUAAUCGUCCAGCUACUGGUGCCGAGGAUCUACCCCCGAUAUUGACAGACGGCGCGGUGAUUGACCUUGGCGGCGUCCAGUUGCAAUUCCAGACCAGCUACCGCUCCGAGCUUGAGACCAAAGCUGAAAGCAAUGAACUUCUCGAGGCUCCUGUGGUCUACGGACGAGCAACGCUGUCCUCUAUCAGUACACAGAUGGAACGUCUUAACGUCCAGUGUCCAGUGCAGUUGCACUCGCUGCGUUUCACGCGUGCAGCUCCGAGUGAAGAGGUGCCAUUGAACCAGAUUCCGCAUGUGUUUACUGCGUGUGGACAUGUAUUUGGCUAUGAAAAGCGGAUUGCCAGUUCGCACACGUGUCCCCUCUGUCGAACGCCAGGGUCGUUAGUGCAAUUGCUACUGAAAGAAAAUUCGCAACUGCAGUCGACGGAAGAGCAACAUGUCGUUCCCGAGUGUGUUUUUAAUCCAUGUGGCCAUGCGAUCAGCACCAAACUCGCGCAUCACUAUUCAGCGCUACUGAUGCCUAAUGGCAGAGCCAUUUGUCCGUUCUGCGCAGUGCAUCUUGACCUACGCGUGCCAUUCUCGAGACUCUAUCUCUAUUGCGACACCGAUUAA